AUGUUGAUACAAGAAGGGAAAGAGGAACUAGAAGAUAUUAAGCAACGGGAGAAGAAGGGAAUGCGACUGGGCAAAUACGAAUUUGGAAGGACUCUUGGAGAAGGCAAUUUUGGAAAAGUUAAGUACGCAAAAAUCGUGGAUUCAGGCCAGCCAUUCGCCAUUAAGAUCUUGGAGAAAAAUAGAAUUAUUGACCUCAAGAUCACCGACCAGAUUAAGAGAGAAAUUGGAACCUUGAAACUCCUCAAGCAUCCAAAUGUUGUCAGAUUACAUGAGGUCUUAGCAAGCAAAACCAAGAUAUACAUGGUCCUCGAAUACGUGAAUGGUGGAGAGUUGUUUGAUCAUAUUUCAUGUAAAGGAAAACUGUCGGAGGCUGAAGGCAGGAAGUUCUUCCAGCAGUUAGUUGAUGGUGUUAGUUACUGCCAUAAUAGAGGUGUUUUUCAUAGAGAUCUCAAGCUAGAGAAUGUUUUGAUUGAUGCUAAUGGAAACAUAAAGAUAACAGAUUUCGGCCUCGGUGCAUUACCACAACAUUUUCGGGAUGAUGGAUUGCUGCAUACAACUUGUGGAAGUCCAAACUAUGUUGCGCCUGAAAUUCUUUCUAACAGGGGAUACAAUGGUGCCACAUCAGAUACGUGGUCAUGUGGUGUUAUCUUAUAUGUAAUUCUGACUGGGUACCUACCUUUUGAUGAUCGAAAUCUGGCAGUACUCUAUCAGAAGAUUUUUAAGGGGGAUGCUCAGAUACCCAAAUGGCUGUCCCCAGGAGCUCGAUACCUAAUAAAGAGGAUUUUGGAUCCCAAUCCUUGUACUCGGAUGACUUUGGCUGAGAUAAAAGAAAAUGACUGGUUCAAACAAGACUAUGUACCUGUAGAUCCCAUUGAAGAUGAUGAAGAAGAAAAUGUGUACUCGGAUGAUGAAGUAUCAUCAAUUCAUGAGCCACCCUCAGAUGCAGAAAAAGAUCCAGAUUCACCCACCCUCAUCAAUGCCUUUCAGCUGAUUGGAAUGUCGUCAUGUCUAGAUCUCUCUGGAUUCUUUGAGAAAGAGGAUGUUUCUGAAAGGAAAAUCAGAUUCACAUCGAGUCACUCCCAACGAGAAUUGCUUGAGAGGAUAGAAAUUAUGGUAACACAUAUGGGAUUUCAAGUCCAGAAGAAAAAUGGAAAGUUGAAAGUAAUGCGAGAGUACAAAGGUCAGAAAAGCCCUGGUAGUCUGUCUGUAGCAGCAGAAGUAUUCGAGAUAAGCCCAUCUUUGCAUGUAGUUGAGUUGCGAAAAUCGUAUGGUGAUCCUAUAUCAUACCGACAGCUGUGCGAAAAGCUAUCUAGUGAUUUGGGUGUACCACGAAGCCAGGAGCAUCUAGCCACGGAUCUACAACAAUUGGAUAGAUAA
Messenger RNA from Fraxinus pennsylvanica, 1377 nucleotides. NCBI's taxonomy places the organism in Eukaryota, Viridiplantae, Streptophyta, Magnoliopsida, Lamiales, Oleaceae. The record is from the annotation of a GenBank genome assembly.